AUGCCUGAGCUAGAAGAAUAUGUGGUGGAUGUCGUACACUACACAAGUGGCUUCAUUGUACGAAAGAUUCAAAAAAAUAAGGCACUUUGUAAGACAUGUGAUUCAUUUCUAACAGUUGAUGAUAAUAACAAUCAAAAUUCUUCAAAGUUGUUUCAGCUAAAAAAUAGAGGGAAAUUAAUAAACGUAUCUUCCGAUGUUCACAAAACAUGUUUAGUGACAGAAUAUAUAAUUAGAAUAUGUAAUGAAGAUUUAUUGAGGAAAAAAAAUAUUAAAUUAAUAUUAUCUUUAAAAGCAUUGAAUGAAUUGAGCUCUGACAACACCAUAUUCAAUUCAAAAGAAAUAAAAGAGCACAUAUUACAACAAGAUCUGUUAGAUAAUCACCGUAGCCAGCUACUAAAAUUAAUAGUUGAUUGUUAUAUUACCCUGAGACUCCACCACUUUGCGAAAUCACAUACUUUUGCAAUUAGUGGUCGUAACAUAAGGCAUAACUAUACAAAACAAAUUUUAUUCCAUAACCAAUAA
This is a messenger RNA of Macrosiphum euphorbiae (potato aphid), 522 nucleotides long. The record is from the annotation of a GenBank genome assembly. Lineage: Eukaryota; Metazoa; Arthropoda; Insecta; Hemiptera; Aphididae.